This is a messenger RNA of Camellia sinensis, 2166 nucleotides long. RefSeq lists its product as uncharacterized. The record is from RefSeq and is a predicted model, not a curated record. Gene Ontology annotation, molecular function: double-stranded RNA binding. Lineage: Eukaryota; Viridiplantae; Streptophyta; Magnoliopsida; Ericales; Theaceae.
CCCCACAGUGUACUCAAGAAGAGAGAGAAAGGAGAGAGACAAAGGUAAUUUGUAUCUAUAUCUAUUUCUCUCUAUAUAUAUAUAGAGAGAGAGAAAGUGAGAGAGAGAAAGUUGAGAGAAAAGAGUCAUAGUAUGGCGUGAAACCUCAAUUCACUUCGUCACGGCUUUGCCCUUUUCCGGCCACCACUCACGGCGGCGCAACGGUCGGAAAACCAGAACAGAAAAUAAAAAAGGGGCCUGAGAAAGCAGGAGACUGUGCACUGCAGUGCGUAAUAAGGUUAACACAAUCAUUUUGUUCGGUUGAGGCAUGUAUAAAAACCAAUUACAAGAAUUGGCUCAGAGAAGCUGCUUCAACCUGCCAUCUUAUUCAUGUAUCCGAGAAGGUCCAGAUCAUGCCCCCCGAUUUAAAGCCACUGUCAACUUUAAUGGAGAGACAUUUGAAAGCCCCAUGUUCUGUUCUACCUUGAGGCAAGCGGAACAUGCUGCAGCAGAGGUAGCUCUGACCACACUUGCAAACAGAGGCCCCUCUAAAGCCUUGGCUGCAAGAGUAUUGGAUGAAACUGGAGUUUACAAGAAUUUGCUUCAAGAGACAGCUCAGAGAGCUGGGUUAAACCUCCCAGUCUAUACCACGGUUAGAUCUGGACCUGGCCAUGUACCUGUUUUCUCGUGCACAGUUGAGCUUGUGGGAAUGAGCUUUUCAGGGGAGCCUGCUAAGACCAAGAAACAGGCUCAGAAGAAUGCAGCCAUGGUCGCUUGGAGUGCCCUGAAACAGUUGGCUCAACAAAGGUCAUCUUCCUCUCCUUCAUCAGAGAUGGAGGGCAGCGAAGAACAGGAACAAGUCGUUAUCGCUCGUGUUCUUGCCAGUUUACGACCACCAGAAUCAAAUUCCUCUGCACGAAAAGACUGUCAAGACGAACCCAAUAGAUCCAUUCCCACCCACAGGGAUCGAAAUCCAACACCACCGAGCUUAUAUCCUAUGCAGUAUCAAAGUUGGGCUUACUCUAGUUUCCCCGCAGAAAUGGCCGUGUAUCAAAUGUGGCAAGCGCAGCAAGCACAUUUGUUGCAGCUGCAAAGUCGCCUGUUGUCAAUGCCGGCCCCGCCGAGUCCUCAGGUCCUUCAACACAUGCAAUCGGUUUUCCAACCUGAACACGAUUUAUAUUUUUUAGCAAGGGAGCCAGAACAUGUUCCUGUAGGGCCCGGACUGGCAGUUACGGCGUUGACCCCAUCAUUGAGCGAGCAAGAACGUAUUCCAGUUGCGCCUGGAGUGACGACUUCGUUUUAUGUGCAAAGCAACUCGCUCACUAGUCCAAUUAGGGAGCGGUCAAUGGUGACUAUUCAAGAGAUAAAAGAGGAGAAAACAGAAGAAUCAUCGAAUUUAUGCAAUGCUGAAGUGCAGGAGCCAGUUCGGGAGGACAAACAGAAUAUUGGUGGCUCAGAAACCAAAGUCGAAAUCAGCUCUGGUAAACCUGAAGUAAACACCACCCAACAAUUUGAACGGGUCCCUCUGAAUGUGAAUUCCGGAUUUAGGCCCAUUCAGUUCCGCGAUCAAAUUCAACAACACAAUUUCGAGUCUUAUCGAUCAAAUCUUAGACCCCAACAUCAACCAAGAGCAAUUUAUCACAGAAUCUCUGGACCACCGUCAGCGGUGGCCCCAGUGAUGAUUAGAACCGUGAGCCAUGCUUCUUCAGUGGGACCCAGAUCCCAUAAUUUUGGGAAUCGGAUGCCUGCUCCAUCGAAAAUGAGAACUGGAACCGGAGCUACUCCAAAUUCUACUGGAAUAGAAUUUGGAAGAGUGCCUUCUCAGUUCAUUGCCCCAGCAGUUCAAAUCAGAUCGGUUAUACCAGUCUGUUCUGCUCCACCAGUGAGAAAGACACCGAGUUCUAACCAGGUUGGACAAUCAUCCAAUCAAGAAGUAAAAAGUACUGGACUAGAAGAAGACGUCUCGGCUGCAAGUUCUGAACUCAGUAAGCUUAAAAUGUGAAUCACAAAUGAAAUUUCCAAACGGUUUUUUUUUUUUCUUUCUUUCUUUAGUUUGGUAGCCUUCGUUGCUCCGAAUGCUUUGAAAUAAUUUGAAUAACAUAAAUGUAGUUUGGUUUCUCUUGGAAAUAUGGGAAACAGAGAAAGCUUUUUUAUCGAUAAUGUGCAUCCGAGAGGGUUAUGAUCUGA